AUGACGCAUCGUCGGCAACGGUCGCGACGAGUCUUAGAUCUCACGGCACUGCUGGCUAUGGUCUCGACCUCGUCGGCUGUCAACUUAACUCAGUUCCAGCUCAUUAUAUCCAACAGCAUACCGAAAAGCUGCAUUCGUGCCUAUCAGACGGAAAUAGACGGCUGCAAGGUUGAUGAUUUCACAGGUGGUAGACAAUGUUCGGCAAGCUGUGUGAAGGGAGUCCAGCAGGUGCAGGAUCUUGUACAAGAAGCUUGCGGGGAUCUUAAUGUCAGCCACAAGUCAUUGCUCGGGAUCGUGUUGUCGGGUGAUUUAGUCGAUACUCUUUGUCCUGGUCAGGAUCCGACGUCGGUCACUACGACCGUACAACCAUCGUCGACCAAGGGGGGAUCCUCAACAAUCGUCACGGCGCCGACAAGUUCCCCGACGGACACGAGCCGCACUACCGAAAAGACGACAUCUACGACGUCAAGCACGAGUGCAAGUGCAAGUGCAAGUGCAAGUGCAAGUACCAGCGCCAGUGGCCAAUCCACAACAACUCAAUCUACAACAGAUCAAGAAAUAUCAUCACCAACAGCCACGGCUACCAACUCGCCUACCGAUACUACAUCGAAACAGAACACGGCACAGCCUACUACGCCGAGUGAGCCGACGCAAUCAACGUCGUCUGACGCUGGUGCGCCAAUACCUUUUUUCGCCGGUGCGCCAUUUGAUACUUUACCUCCAGAGCAAGGCUUGAGCACGGUUCUCUCACCAAGAUAUUGCAAGGAAGCCCUAGUAGUUGCGAUAUGUGCUGCUAUGUUAUUGUUGCGGUAG
This is a messenger RNA of Daldinia decipiens, 813 nucleotides long. RefSeq lists its product as uncharacterized. The transcript has a single exon. NCBI's taxonomy places the organism in Eukaryota, Fungi, Ascomycota, Sordariomycetes, Xylariales, Hypoxylaceae. The coding region runs from base 1 to 813 and encodes 270 amino acids. The record is from RefSeq and is a predicted model, not a curated record.